This is a messenger RNA of Xiphophorus couchianus (Monterrey platyfish), 866 nucleotides long. It is a transcript of the gene eif3k, whose product is annotated as eukaryotic translation initiation factor 3, subunit K. The transcript is spliced from 8 exons. The record is from RefSeq and is a predicted model, not a curated record. Gene Ontology annotation, molecular function: ribosome binding; translation initiation factor activity. Bases 137 to 799 code for a protein of 220 amino acids. Gene Ontology annotation, biological process: regulation of translational initiation. NCBI's taxonomy places the organism in Eukaryota, Metazoa, Chordata, Actinopteri, Cyprinodontiformes, Poeciliidae. Gene Ontology annotation, cellular component: cytoplasm; eukaryotic translation initiation factor 3 complex.
GUUGGUGUCUUCCCGUCCCUUGUUUUUCCGGUCCGACCUUUUUCUCCCUCCGCCCCGGUGUCUUUUCUGCUUUCUGGCCCACGUGUGAAAUAAAGGUUAAUUUGACGUUAAAAUUAUCAGUUUAACUUCGGACCAAAUGGCUUUAACCUUCGAGCAGAUGAGGGCGAACGUGGGGAAACUCCUGCGAGGAAUCGAUAGGUACAACCCAGAGAACCUGACCACGCUGGAGCGCUACGUGGAGACGCAAGCUCGGGAAAACGCCUACGAUCUGGAGGCAAACCUGGCUGUGCUGAAGCUGUACCAGUUUAAUCCAGCUUACUUCCAGACUACAGUGACCUCACAGGUUCUGCUCAAGGCUCUGACCAACCUGCCACACACCGACUUCACCCUCUGCAAGUGUAUGAUCGACCAAACACACCAGCAGGAGGAGCGACCCAUCAGACAGAUCCUCUACCUGGGGAACCUGCUGGAAACCUGCCACUUCCAGAGCUUCUGGACAAGUCUGGAGGAGAACAGAGAGCUCAUCGACGGCAUCACUGGUUUCGAGGACUCAGUUCGGAAAUUCAUCUGUCAUGUUGUGGGAAUCACCUACCAGACCAUCGACCGGCAGCUGCUGGCUGAGAUGCUGGGAGACCCACUGGACACGCAGCUGAAGGUGUGGCUGAAUAAAUUUAGCUGGACGGAGAACGAGGACGGCCAGAUCUUCGUCUACAACCAGGAGGAGAGCAUCAAGCCCAAAAACAUCGUGGAGAAGAUCGACUUCGAGAGUGUUUCCAGCAUCAUGGCAACGUCUCAGUGACGAAAGCAGAGCCAACUUUUGUUUUCAGGAUUGCUAAAAUAUUAAAAUAAAGAUUAAAUACAUAAUG